This is a messenger RNA of Nicotiana attenuata, 318 nucleotides long. RefSeq lists its product as uncharacterized. The transcript has a single exon. The record is from RefSeq and is a predicted model, not a curated record. NCBI's taxonomy places the organism in Eukaryota, Viridiplantae, Streptophyta, Magnoliopsida, Solanales, Solanaceae. The coding region runs from base 1 to 318 and encodes 105 amino acids. Gene Ontology annotation, molecular function: nucleic acid binding; RNA-DNA hybrid ribonuclease activity.
AUGGCAGUUGAUCUGGAUGUGGAAGAAUUGUUAAUCAUGGGAGAUUCUGACUUGAUUAUUCAACAAGCUCAAGGUGAAUGGGAAACCCGGGAUAUCAAGCUUAUCCCAUACAGAAAACAUGUAAAAGGUCUUAGGAAAUGGUUCAAGUCCGUCAAGUUCAGGUAUAUUCCUCGGUUCCACAAUGAGUUAGCUGAUGCACUAGCUACUUUGGCCUCAAUACUGCCGUAUUCGGGCAAUGUCCACAUUGACCCGCUGGAAAUCCAAAUUCGAGAAAGACAUGGUUACUGCAAUGCAGUUGAAAUAGGACCAGAUACUUAG